ACUGCGGCGCACCCAGCCUCCUCCGGUCUUCCCCCUCCCUUGGCCUUGUCCUUGACCGCUCGGCACUAGCGUACUACUCCUCGCUCGCUACCCAAGCACGCGCACCAGCCACCGCCGCCCAGCCGGAGCGGAGAUUACGGCGGAGAGGGAGAGGGGAAAGGCGCAGUCUUUGGCUUGCCGGUGGCCGGUGACAGAGGAAGCCAUGGCUCCGAGCUGCUACGACGCGGCCGCGUCCAUGCUCCUGUGCGCCGAGGAGCACAGCAGCAUCCUGUGCCUGGACGAGGAGGACGAUGUGGCGGCGGCGGGGAGGAAGAGGGCCCGGUCGCCGGGCUGCGCGGACGGUUUCGGCGCGGAUUUGUUCCCGCCGCAGUCGGAGGAAUGUGUGGCCGGGCUGGUGGAGCGGGAGCCGGAGCACAUGCCCAGGUCGGACUACGGCGAGCGGCUGCGCGGCGGCGACGGCGUCGAUCUCUGCGUCCGCCGGGAGGGCGUCGAUUGGAUUUGGAAGGUCUACACAUACUACAACUUUGGUCCUGUUACUGCCUACUUGGCUGUGAACUACCUUGAUCGUUUCCUCUCACGGUACGAGCUGCCGGAUGGCAAGGACUGGAUGACGCAACUGCUCUCCGUGGCGUGUCUUUCUCUGGCCGCCAAGAUGGAGGAAACCUUUGUCCCACAAUCCUUGGACCUUCAGGUCGGAGAUGCCCGGUAUGUGUUUGAGGCGAAGACGAUCCAGAGAAUGGAGCUCCUUGUUCUAAGCACCCUCAAUUGGAGGAUGCAGGCCGUAACCCCUUUCUCCUACCUGGACUACUUCCUAAACAAGCUCAACGGCGGCAUCCGGGCUCCAAGAAGCUGGUUCUUUCAGUCGGCAGAGCUUAUCUUGUGUGUAGCCAGAGCAGGAACCGGCUGCAUCGGCUUCAGGCCUUCUGAGAUCGCCGCCGCCGUGGCAGCCACCGUGGUCGGAGAAGCGGCCGUCUCAGGCAUUGAAGCCGCCUGCGCCCAUGUCGACAAGGAGCGGGUGUUGCAGUGCCAGGGCGCGAUCCAGUCCAUGGCGACCCCGGCCAUUAACACUGUGCCACCGAAAUCUGCAAGCGGCAGGGCCUCCCCCGCGCCGCAGAGCCCUGUGGGGGUGCUGGACGCUGGCUGCCUGAGCUACAAGAGCGACGACGAUGCCACGGCAGCGGCGACUGUUGCCUCACAUGGGGCCUCGGCCUAUGGUUUCGCGGCCUCCUCCCCGGUGACCAGCAAAAGGAGAAAAAUCACCACCAGAUGAUGGCUCGCCCUGACCGGUCAAAGUGCGUGCCCAAUGAUCAGAGCGAAUUGACUAGUCUGCUUUUGUUUUUGUUUUUUUUUACCGCGCCAAUCAUCUUGAUGAAGAAAAGGUCAAAUGCUGCUGUGUGAGAUGGAGGUGCGUUGAGAAUGGGGAGGCGGAAAGGAGGGCGUUUUGACAUGACGAGAGGGCAAGAAGUUGAUGAAUAAAGAUGUGAGGUGGACAACACCUAAAUUGCUGAGCUUUUUGUGACUGUGGAGGGGUAGACAGCCGGCACAACCUUGGUGUGCCACAAAGGGGGCGAACCACGGCUUUACAGGAGCACAAAGCUGGAGGAGAUCGAUGAGAUGAUGAUCAGAAUAAAGGGUGGUGAAGGGACCAGGCCGUAGACAAGAUGUACAAGAACUAGGCACUGACCUGUCUGUGUUGGAGUGUCUGAUAAGUUGUUUGCAGUAAUUUCUAGUAUUCUUUUUUUCCCAUUUCAUUGUGAAGAGAAAAUGUAGGUUUGGCAAAAAAAAUGUAGGUGAGAAUGAAAAAUGUAUUUUAUGAGAAAAAAAAUGUUCAUCCAGGUUAAUAAAUUAUCAGGAUAGCAUAAGAAAAU
Messenger RNA from Panicum hallii, 1868 nucleotides. Its product is annotated as cyclin-D4-2-like. Gene Ontology annotation, molecular function: cyclin-dependent protein serine/threonine kinase regulator activity. The record is from RefSeq and is a predicted model, not a curated record. Gene Ontology annotation, cellular component: nucleus; cyclin-dependent protein kinase holoenzyme complex; cytoplasm. NCBI's taxonomy places the organism in Eukaryota, Viridiplantae, Streptophyta, Magnoliopsida, Poales, Poaceae. Gene Ontology annotation, biological process: mitotic cell cycle phase transition; regulation of cyclin-dependent protein serine/threonine kinase activity. The transcript has 6 exons. Bases 203 to 1270 code for a protein of 355 amino acids.